GGGAUGCGCUGUUGAGCACGGAGUAAUCGGGAAACAAUAUGGGACAGAAGGCGACCAUCGUGCACCACUGCUUCAGGGGAAUGGUAUGCACAGGAAUUGGAAAACGUGGAAUUAAAGGCGGUUCAUCAUUGGGCUUCAACACUGAUGAAGUGGUUAGAGCUACCAAUGUAUGCUUUGCAAUCUUGGCCGUCAAGAUGUGUAUGAGCAAACGCUUCAAUAAACGACCAGAGAGCCCCGAAAAAAUGAAGCUGAAAAACGUUUGGAUUGAAGGAGUGGAUAAAAUAUCAGAGAACACCGCCCUUCCCGAGAGUUUUGAUCGAAGCAAGAAGACCGGCGUAAUUAUCCAUGGCUACUUGGUGGAUACGUCACUUCUCGAAAUACGAGCCCUUGCAGUCACUCUUAGACAGAGGAAACACAAUGUUUUGCUGAUUGACUGGGCUUUGGGAGCGGGAGUGAACUACGCUCAAUCCGCCUCUAACGUUCAAACUGUCGGGGCUUACGUCUAUAGAUUUCUGAAAAAGAACAAGAUUCCGUGGGACAAGGUUCAUAUCAUCGGUCAAGGCUUGGGAGCACACGCUGCUGCGGAGACCGGGAAACUUUCAAAGGGAAAGAUUGGCCGUAUUACCGGUCUGGAUCCUGCGAGUCCUUUGUUUGAAUCUUCUAAGUUUGGGAUAAAUAAAAACAGCGCCCAGUUUGUUGAUAUCAUUCACACAGAUGCUCGACCGAAUGGUUAUGGAAUGAGAAAACCAUGCGGUCAUUUGGAUAUUUACGCCAAUGGUGGAAGAAGGCAACCAGGAUGUACCUAUAACCCGAAAAAACCUGUCAGCAUCGAUAGUCUAAAAAAAGCCACAUUUCACAAAGCUUGUGGACAUUUGAAAGCUGUAGAAUAUUACGUGGAGUCAAUUUCGGACAAGUGUAAACUCCGAGCCUGUGAAUGUACAUAUAAGAGAUUCCUUGCGGCUAAAUGUAGUCCCAACAAGUGUGUGUUCUGGGGUUAUGACGCUAAGAAAGAAUCUGAAGGAAUGUACUACGGUGUUACCGCCACCGCCUACCCGUACUGUCGAACAAACGGUUCUGAGUGAAGUCAGAUUCCUUAGUGUCCAAUGAUUUUUUCCUAAUGUUAUGUUAUGACAAUCUCUGAUUAGUUUAUUGAUUUCAAAAGCAUUAAAUUCAUCUACAAUA
This is a messenger RNA of Ostrea edulis (European flat oyster), 1182 nucleotides long. Its product is annotated as pancreatic triacylglycerol lipase-like. Gene Ontology annotation, molecular function: lipase activity. The record is from RefSeq and is a predicted model, not a curated record. The transcript has 8 exons. Bases 39 to 1082 code for a protein of 347 amino acids. NCBI's taxonomy places the organism in Eukaryota, Metazoa, Mollusca, Bivalvia, Ostreida, Ostreidae.